AUGCCGAAGCCGCCGUUGCUGCUGCGGGGGAGCCGCCCCGGGGACAGCGAGCUGGGGCGGCAGUUCCGGGACUGGUGCCUGCGCACCUACGGGGACUCGGCUAAAACCAAGACGGUGACCCGGAGCAAGUACCAGCGCAUCGCCGAGGUGCUGCAGGGGGGAUCCGGCUCCGGCAGCGGCUCCGGCGGGGGGGAGAAAGGCAAGUUCCAGUUCUGGGUCCGGUCCAAGGGCUUCCGCCUGGGAAACGGCACCAGGGAGGCGACGAAGAUGGGUCAAGUGGUGGUAUAUGUGCCGGUGAAAACGGGAACGGGGGCAGAUGGACUGUCGGAGCCCGAGGGCAUCUCUCUGAAACGCGUGGCUGUGGUGGAAGAUUUCUUUGACAUCAUCUACUCGAUGCAUGUGGAGAGCUCGUCGGAGCCAGGCAAAGCACCCAAACAUGCCGGGCAGAAGAAAACCUACCGAGCGAUUGCAGAGACUUAUGCUUUUCUCCCGAGGGAAGCUGUGACCAGGUUCCUGAUGAGCUGCACCGAGUGCCAGAAGAGGAUGCACUUCAAUUCCAACGGCCUGGAGCCCAAAGAGAGUGAACCGCCUUCCUCUUUGGUCUCUGGGAUCAUUGACUACAACAUGCCUCUCACCUCUACCUACCUGAAGCAAAUGAAGCUGCGGGUGAUGAAUUCCCAGGACCAGGAUGAGACAUCGGUGAGCAGCGAGGACUUUGAUAUGAACGACUCCACAUGGAUCUCAGCUGACCAGCACCUGAACUCCAGCCUGAGCCCCAGCCAGGACGAGAGCAUGCGCAGCCCGCAGAACCUGCACGGCCAGGAGGACGAUGACUCCUCGUCAGAGAGCUGCAGCGGGAAUGGCUCCUCCACCCUGAACCCCUCCACCUCCAGCAGCACACAGGGCGACAGCGCCUUCCCCGAGAUGAACGGCAAUGGCACCGCGGCCCCCAUGGACUUCACCGCCUCUGCCGACGACCAGCCCAUCAACCUGUGCGACAAGCUGGCGCCUGCCCACGUCACCCCUUCCUACCAGUCAGACAGCUGCACCGCCGACGGGCUGCGCAGCAGGGUCAAGUACGCCGUGAAGACCACGGCAGAGUCCCCUCCGUACAGCUCUGGCAGCUACGACUCCAUCAAGACAGAGGUGAGCGGCUGCCCCGAGGACCUGACUGUUGGCAGGGCCCCCACGGCCGAUGAAGAUGAUGAUGACCACGAUGACCAUGAAGACAAUGAUAAGAUAAAUGACUCGGAGGGGAUGGACCCAGAGAGGCUAAAGGCCUUCAAUAUGUUCGUGCGCCUUUUUGUGGAUGAGAACCUGGACCGGAUGGUUCCCAUCUCCAAGCAGCCCAAGGAGAAGAUCCAGGCCAUCAUCGAGUCCUGCAGUCGGCAGUUCCCCGAGUUCCAGGAGCGGGCACGCAAGCGCAUCCGCACCUACCUCAAGUCCUGCCGCCGCAUGAAGAAGAAUGGGAUGGAGAUGACCAGGCCCACGCCGCCACACCUGACCUCGGCCAUGGCAGAGAACAUCCUGGCCGCUGCCUGCGAGAGUGAAACGCGGAAAGCGGCCAAGAGGAUGCGGCUGGAGAUCUACCAGACCUCCCAGGAGGAGCCGAUCGCUCUAGACAAGCAGCACUCCAGAGACUCCACAGCCAUCACCCACUCCUCCUACUCACUGCCAGCUUCAUCUUACUCCCAAGACCCGGUCUACAUCAACGGAAGCCUGAACUACAGCUACCGUGGCUACGGGUCCCUGGGGGGCAGCCUGCAGCCCCCCGCCUCCCUCCAGACGGGCAACCACAGUAACGGUCCAACUGAUCUCAGCAUGAAAGGUGGGGCCUCCAGCACAGCCCCCUCCAACAGCACCAGCAGGGGAAUGCAGGCUGCCCAGCUCAGCCCCACAGAGAUCAGCGCCGUGCGGCAGCUCAUCGCCGGCUACCGAGAGUCGGCAGCGUUUCUGCUCCGCUCCGCAGACGAACUGGAAAACCUCAUUUUACAGCAGAACUGACUCCCCGUGUCUGCGUCGCUCCUCUGUCAAGAAGACAAUUUAUACCUGCUAGGAAGAGGCUCCCAGCGGUGUCCUGCUCAGGACCACCACCGUCCUCCCGUGAAGCGGCGGGUACAUGUAGUUUUAGAAGGUGGAACCCAAAAGACCUGUUUUCUUUUACACUCCAAGCACCUGGGACUUCAGGCACAAGGACACGUUUUUGAACCGCACCAACACCCGCGCGUCCGGCCGAGCAGAAGCCAAACCUGCAGCUUGGAAGGAUGUGGGACUUUGAAGGGCAGAAGGGAGCCUGGGGAGGUUUGGGGCUGCAGAUGUAUUUAGAAUAACCUUUGUGGACCCAAAUGUUAGAUUCCCGUCCCCAGAUAAUUUCCAAGUCUUAGGUGAGCUGAAUCACAUAUUUAUUGAGAAAUGGACCCUCCUCUCCCCUUAGUAAUUUAUUUUUCUGAAAAUGGAUUCUUUUAAGUUUGUACAGGUUGCCAGUUUUUUUGUCUGUCUGAUCAGGAGGAGUUUAUUCCUGUGAAAUAACACAUUCCAUAUCACUACACGACUCAUGUCCAGGCAGCUCUGCCUGUUUCUCUGGGGAACCCUUGUCCCACAGGGAGCAAGUUUGCCAUCCAGACCCAGACUUUGAGGCUGCUCAGCCUCCAGUAAGUGUAGGUGGCAGCUGACCAGUGCAGCAAGCAAGCAUCCUUCUUAGACCUUCGUUCUGAGCGUUCCUGUGGCUGCAGUGGGUCUGAAUCUCCCAAGAGACUUGGCAAGCUCAGCAGACCUCUGGCUAGAAGGACGUCUCGCACUCAUUUAAGUCAUUGCACAUCAGAGAAGGAAGGAAGGAAAUACCUGAGAAACACUGUCUUGUGGUCACCAUCCGUACUCUACCUCACACUCCAUUGUGGGCUUCUUCCAGGACUGGCUGAGCCAGGUCUGGGGGACGGUGAGUCUCACUGAUUGGUGGAUCGUGCUGGGGAGGCUGGGACUGAGCCUGCGGGUCCAGCGGCUCCGCGGGAGUCCUGGCAGCUCAGGACAAACCGUGCAGGGGCCACAGGUCUGUAGCAGAGGCUGACAACAGGGCUCUGUCCGGCACAGCCCCUCGCAGCUUCGCAGAAGAGAUGGGAAAUGUUCAGCAGCAGAACUGACAGAACCCUCUGCAGGGUUCUGCCCUCUGGCUCCCCCCUGCUCACAGUCCUGGAACAAGCCCACAGUUCCCAAAGUGUGGAAAACCAUUGUCUGAUGACCAUGGCCCCGUUACCACCCCCACUCCCUAUAAUGCACUUCCUUUUGCUCAGUGCAAUACCUACUGCCAGUGCUGCUAAAGCAGGGGCUUCACUGGGGCCACAUAUCCAGAGCCAAGAGAGCAGCAGAGGUGGCUGCUGGGCCCCCAGCUCCCCCCCACCCCCAUCCAGACAGGAGACCUCAGCACUAGAGACAAAUUAGUAAGUAUAAACCCCUAUAGGCUCAUUUUAAAGGUAGAUAAUCUCUGGAGCCAGCUUUUUGCUUCUUUUUUGGUGGCUGCUGAGCCAUGGGGGGGCUGGUGUGGCUGGCACGGGCUUCAGCUCGGUGGCAGAGGCUGGUCCCAGCCAGGAGCAGACCCGGGCAGUUUACUCAGUAGCCAAUACACCCAAUGAUAUUCCCCACACACUGUAAGAGGAAAAAAAACCAAAACCCUCUGCCUUGCUCUUAGUGUCAGUACAGAAAAGCUGCCAGCUCCUGGGGCCAGGCGCCCGGCCCGGCAGCAGAAGCGAUGAACCACUGCAUUGUCUGGCUUCCCCAAACCUUUGGCUUCCCACAGCAUUUGGAGAAAAGGGACCCAGCCCCAGCCAUGGGGUGCAGUUGGGGUGUCAGUGCAGAGGUGAGGUGAGCCCGUGCUAGGACUGGGGGUGCCUGGGCUGGGCACCCCAUCCCCUCC
Apus apus (common swift) is the source of this 3907-nucleotide messenger RNA. It is a transcript of the gene NOL4L, whose product is annotated as nucleolar protein 4 like. Bases 1 to 2004 code for a protein of 667 amino acids. The transcript is spliced from 11 exons. The record is from RefSeq and is a predicted model, not a curated record. NCBI's taxonomy places the organism in Eukaryota, Metazoa, Chordata, Aves, Apodiformes, Apodidae.